This is a messenger RNA of Colletotrichum chrysophilum, 528 nucleotides long. RefSeq lists its product as uncharacterized. The record is from RefSeq and is a predicted model, not a curated record. The annotation marks the transcript as partial. The transcript has a single exon. NCBI's taxonomy places the organism in Eukaryota, Fungi, Ascomycota, Sordariomycetes, Glomerellales, Glomerellaceae.
UCCAACUGCUGCCGCCACUGCAACCGCCCAACGAAAUCCCAGAACCCCUGCGUGACGGCUGACUCAGGCGUCAUGAACACCACCGUUGCUGCCGUCGUGUUAGCCCGCCCGCCGCCGCGCCACGUCGUCAACGCCAACCCCAAUCUCGAACACCGCGCGUCCAUGUCGGUGCGCAACGCCACCAACAGCGUCAUAACGAUCGUCACCCCAUCCAGUGCGCAAUACGCCGGCAACAUGAACGACAAACUCUUGCCGCCGCCCGUGCCCGUCACCUGCACGAUUGGGUCGUCCCCGCGCAUGAUCGACCAGAUGACCCGCUCCUGCUGGCCGCGGAACGCCGCCUACAGGUCCCCCAUCAUCUGCCGCAACUGCCUGCCAGCGUUGGCCAACUGCAACCGCGUGAACCGCCGCCGCCGCUGGCCCUCGAACUCCUCGUCCGCCGCCGUCGUCAUCGUCCGCCGCCGUCGUCAUCGUCCGCCGCCGCUUGGUGGGUGCCCCGCCGCCCCGGUCCUCCGCCCCGAACCCUAA